AUUUAUUUGCUUUCCCUAGGAUAAUGUGAAUCGCUUACUACUCCUUUUCAUGGAUGACACUCCUCCUGAACAAGCAACAGAGCCAGCAUCUAAUUUAGUCCCAUUUCUGGAAAAGUUUGCUGAGCCUAAAAAUAAGAAUCCCUCGGUUCUGAAGCUGGAGUUGAAAGAAAUCAGAGAAGAGCAGGACCUUCUGUUCCGGUUCAUGAAUUUCCUAAAACAAGAGGGAGCUGUCCAUGUAUUACAGUUUUGCUUGACAGUGGAGGAAUUUAAUGACAGGAUUUUAAGGCCGGAGUUGUCUGAUGAGGAAAAGCUCUCUCUUCAUGAGGAAGUGAAGAAAAUCUAUCAAACCUAUUGCCUGGAAGAAAGCAUUGAUAAAAUCAGAUUUGACCCAUUUAUCGUGGAAGAAAUACAACGAAUUGCAGAAGGUCCUUACAAAGAAGUGGUAAAACUCCAAACGAUGCGUUGCCUGUUUGAAGCAUAUGAGCAUGUUCUAUCCCUUCUUGAGAAUGUUUUCACACCGAUGUUUUGUCACAGCGAUGAGGUAAACUUUUCACAAGGAUCAUAUUUGCUUUAA
This is a messenger RNA of Nanorana parkeri, 574 nucleotides long. Its product is annotated as sorting nexin-14-like. Gene Ontology annotation, cellular component: late endosome. NCBI's taxonomy places the organism in Eukaryota, Metazoa, Chordata, Amphibia, Anura, Dicroglossidae. The record is from RefSeq and is a predicted model, not a curated record. The transcript is spliced from 5 exons. The coding region runs from base 50 to 574 and encodes 174 amino acids. Gene Ontology annotation, biological process: autophagosome maturation. Gene Ontology annotation, molecular function: phosphatidylinositol-3,5-bisphosphate binding.